Gastrolobium bilobum is the source of this 1846-nucleotide messenger RNA. Its product is annotated as probable ADP-ribosylation factor GTPase-activating protein AGD8. Gene Ontology annotation, biological process: COPI coating of Golgi vesicle. The transcript has 7 exons. Lineage: Eukaryota; Viridiplantae; Streptophyta; Magnoliopsida; Fabales; Fabaceae. The coding region runs from base 264 to 1487 and encodes 407 amino acids. Gene Ontology annotation, molecular function: GTPase activator activity. The record is from RefSeq and is a predicted model, not a curated record.
GCCGUUUAAGUUAGGCAAAGAGAAGAAACAGUGAGACAAUUUGCGGUUAUUUUUGCUCAGGAGGUGUUGGUGGUGUUGUGUUGUGUUGUGUUGCCACCAACACCGAGCACCCCACCCCUGAGAAAGUGAGAACCCCCCAAUCAAUUCAUUCCAUAAAUAACCUAACUUUCUAAAUACCCAUUUCCCAUUUCCCAUUUCCCAUUUCCCAUUUUUCAAUUCACAUUUCUCGAUCUCAUUCUCCUCCUCCUCUUCCUCCUCCUCCCAUGGCGUCCGAAGCCUUCACCGACAAGAACAUCGUCUUUCGAAAACUCAAGGCAAAGUCCGAAAACAAGAUGUGUUUCGAUUGUAAUGCAAAGAACCCAACUUGGGCCUCCGUCACCUAUGGGAUCUUCCUCUGCAUCGAUUGCUCAGCUGUUCAUCGCAGCCUCGGCGUGCACAUCAGUUUUGUGAGAUCUACAAAUUUAGACUCAUGGAGUCCUGAGCAAUUAAGAAUGAUGAGCUUUGGAGGAAACAAUCGUGCACAGGUUUUCUUUAAGCAACAUGGUUGGACUGAUGGUGGUAAAAUAGAGGCCAAGUAUACAUCAAGAGCUGCAGAGUUAUAUAGACAAAUUCUUUCUAAGGAAGUAGCUAAAAGUAUGGCUGAGGAGGCAGGUUCACCAUCAUCACCUGUUGCUUCUCAGUCUGCACAAGCAGGCAAUGGACUUCCUGAAGUAAUGACCAAUGAAUUACCAAAAGGAAAUACUCUGGGGAAGCCUGAAAUGCCUGAGAGCACUUCUUCACCUAGAGCUUCACAUACAAUAUUUUCCAGUACUGUCAAGAAACCUAUUGGUGCUAAAAAAAUGGGGAAGACUGGUGGACUUGGUGCCCGGAAACUUACUAAAAAGCCAAGUGAGUCUCUCUAUGAGCAGAAGGCCGAAGAACCACCUGCUCCAGUUUCUUCCUCAUCAAACAACAAUUUGCUUACUGGGCCAGCACUGACAUCCCGGUUUGAGUAUGUGGAAAAUGUCCAAUCAUCUGAGUUAAAUUCUGGAGUUGGGGGCACACAUUUACUUAGUCAUGUGUCUGUACCAAAGUCAUCAAGCUUCUUUGCAGACUUCGGAAUGGAUAGCAGUUUUCCAAAGAAAUCUGGGUCUAAUUCCUCAAAAGUGCAAAUUCAGGAGUCUGAUGAAGCAAGAAAGAAGUUCUCAAAUGCUAAAUCUAUUUCUUCAUCCCAAUUUUUCGGAGAUCAAAACAAAGCUGCAGAUUUGGCUGCUCAGGCUACUUUGUCAAAGUUUUCAGGUUCAUCUGCCAUCUCCAGUGCCGAUUUUUUUGGUGACUCAACAGAUAACUCCUCCAUUGAUCUUGCUGCUAGUGACCUGCUUAAUCGACUGUCUUUCCAGGCACAACAAGAUAUCUCAUCCCUUAAAAAUAUUGCCGGAGAGACUGGGAAGAAGCUCAGUUCCUUGGCGUCCACUUUGAUGACAGAUCUUCAGGACCGAAUACUCUAAAACUGUAUGUUUUGUAUAAAAGAAAAAAAUCCUUGGAGUUUGCAACAGUUACCAGCCACUUAUGCUUCGAAUGUAAUAGAAGAGUGCAAUAUACUAUCAUUUGAGAAACAAUAGGAGAAGACACUGUUACUUUUCAGGCUUGUCAAAGGCUGGUGUUUAUAUUUUGUAUCACAUAUAUCAUUUGAGGUUGCGAAUAUGUUACAUGUUAUUUGAUUAGUUAAGUUUAUAUCAGUUUGUAACGAACUCAACAUAGAAAAAUGGCGCUUGUCUACAUUAUCAGUUUCUGCGUAUGGUAUCAUCAUUCAUCAACUAUCAAACCAUUAGUUCCUAAUGGUUCAGUAGCCAGUCUUGAUGGAACA